This is a messenger RNA of Cheilinus undulatus (humphead wrasse), 1119 nucleotides long. RefSeq names its product IQ motif containing G (gene drc9). Gene Ontology annotation, molecular function: protein binding. The coding region runs from base 135 to 1070 and encodes 311 amino acids. The record is from RefSeq and is a predicted model, not a curated record. Gene Ontology annotation, cellular component: cytoplasm; motile cilium. Gene Ontology annotation, biological process: cilium organization. The transcript has 10 exons. Lineage: Eukaryota; Metazoa; Chordata; Actinopteri; Labriformes; Labridae.
UAAACUUUCGUUAACGGCGGAAGGUACACAGCUCUGCUGGGUAGACAGUCUUUCAGAUAACGUUUAAAUGAUAAACUUUAUCUUUAGGUUUGAGGUUUUCAUCCGGAGUGAGUCGUCGACAUAUCUGAGUAAGGAUGUCUUUAUCUCUAACUCAGAGCCUCAGACUGUCAUCAGGUCUGCAGGAUUGCUCAGACCAGUUGGACAUAGUGGGACAAACACAGCAGAUCAGCAGUGACAGAGGCAGUGCAGCAAUUCAGGAAACAGGCAGACAGACUAUGCUUAAAAGAGACUGUCAGUUCAUCUCACUGCACAUUUCUAAGCUAUGCACUGAGCUGGAGGAGAAAAAUAAAUUCAUUUCUCUUCAGCAGCUAGUGGAAGAGGAUGAGAAGGCUGAGAGUAUAAGAAGAGAGGAGAAGAAUAUUAUCCAGCAGGAAAAGGUGCAUUUAAGGAGAGAAAAAGAGGAGUCACAACAUAAAGCAGAGGAACUGAAGGAUGUAUGCCAACUUGCCAAAGACCUUGGGCGUCAACUUUACGAAAAGUCCAUAAAAGUGGCCAGAAAGAAGGCAGUUGUGGCAAAAAGCACUGAGGUGCAGCUCCAGCAGACACAAAAAGAGACCAUUCAAACUGAGCAGCAGCUGGAGGAGCAGUUAGAGCUGCUUCAAAAACAAAUACAGAGGAAGAUCAAAAUUCAUGAGGAGUUUGAGGCAUUCCUGCAAAACCAAAAUAAGGAAUUAAAACAAAAGCUGCAGCAGUGGCAGGAGAGCGAAAACCACGCAAAGAGAGAAAAGGAGCAGCAGUGCUACAAUGUACAGCGCAAAAGAACAAUACAUUUGGACAAACUGAUGGAGAAAAAGAGAAGGUUCACAGAGAUGAAACAGGUGGUGGUUGAGGACAGGGAGAAACAGGAGGAGCUGCGGCUACAGCAGGCAGAGGCCAGAGCUGCUAUAAAGCUCCAAGCCUGGUGGAGAGGCUGCAUGGUUCGCCAUGGCUUAAGUGGUUUUAGAGAACAAGAGGAGAAAAAAGGCAAGAAAAAGGAAGGAAAGAUAAAGAAUAAAAAGAAGAAAAAAUAAAUGAUGGAUGUCUCAUGAAAGAUUUGUACCACUGUACCAUUUAUGUUGC